Messenger RNA from Fukomys damarensis (Damara mole-rat), 1035 nucleotides. It is a transcript of the gene Asb18, whose product is annotated as ankyrin repeat and SOCS box containing 18. The transcript has 7 exons. The record is from RefSeq and is a predicted model, not a curated record. Gene Ontology annotation, biological process: intracellular signal transduction. NCBI's taxonomy places the organism in Eukaryota, Metazoa, Chordata, Mammalia, Rodentia, Bathyergidae.
AUGGAGCGGUGGCCAGAGACGGUCAGAGGAAAACCUCAAAUCUUUCGGAAGAUAGAGAGAGCCUCAGUUCCAAGCAGGGUUCCCAGUGCUGCUGCACUGACCACCAGGGACCUGGCCCACAUUCAGCUCCUGGGGUGGGGGGAGUUCUUCCAAGACACCAACGUAGUGAUCAAGAUCAGUACAGACGAGCUGGCAUGGCAGGUGAAAUCCCCAACUGCUUUCGGGCUGUCAGAGCGGUGGGGCUCACCCGCAGCUGACUCGGGCCCUCUGACAGAGAACGGCCUCCUAAACCUGGUUCUCUGGCUGGCCUGCAAGCAGCCAGCCUGCCAGGAACACCGCGCCGACCCGGACCUGCCUGGAGUCCCUGCACUGGUGCGGGACCGCAGCCUCGCUCUGUGUAAACCACUGCUCAUUGUAAGAAAGUGUGAAGGUUUAGGCAAUUACAAGUUCUUCAUUACAAAUGAGCAGAGCCUCUGCAGCAGCCCUCUGGCCGGGUGCGGGCAGGUGCUGCUGGAGUAUGGCGGCGCCUCAGUGCAGCAAGUCCAGGUCGCGGGCCAGGGCACCCUGCACAUGGUGGCACAGCACUGCCUGGUCUGGCGAGGCCCUGGACACGCGCACAAGGCCUGUGGCCACACACACCACAGCCUGGCACACCUCCUGCCACUGGCACAGCGCACAGUGCAGGCACUGCUAGACCACAGCUCCCACACCACGUGGCCUGACGCGCUCCCCAAGGUGCUGAGGACCUGUGUGCCAGUCACGGCAAUCCUUGAGGUUCUCUUCAACUUCUAUGCUUAGCUCCAGGCAUCUGAGUCCUGGAAGGAGGUGAUCCCUGAAGAAGCCUAUCAGAUGCACCAGCCUUUCUACCAGUCUAUCCUCACCCUGGCCUGCAUCCCACACUGCCUGCAGCACCUCUGCCACUGUACCCUCUGCAAACUCUUUGACAAAAAGUGCUUUCACCUCGUGCCCCUGUUACCCUUGCCCAAGCCCUGGCAAAACUACCUGCUUUUGGAGCCAGAGGAUGCUCGGCACUGA